This is a messenger RNA of Lathyrus sativus (Indian pea), 678 nucleotides long. NCBI's taxonomy places the organism in Eukaryota, Viridiplantae, Streptophyta, Magnoliopsida, Fabales, Fabaceae. The record is from the annotation of a GenBank genome assembly.
AUGCAAUUAGCUUCAAACAGUGAAUCCCAACCCAUCUUGAAUCACUCGUGUGAGAUUAUUCCUGAUAACGAUGAUAUAGAGAAUGUUGGUGUCAUUACAGAUCAACCACAAUGCCGAAUAUGCCUUGAUUUUGAAGGAGAAGACUUAAUUGCCCCCUGCCAUUGCAAAGGUACACAAAAAUAUGUUCAUAGAUCGUGUUUGGAUAACUGGAGGUCUACCAAGGAGGGCUUUGCUUUUUCUCACUGUACAGAGUGCAGAGCUGUCUUCAUUUUACGAGCAAAUGUCCCAAAAGAUCGCUGGUGGUUGAGGUUGAAGUUUCAGUUCCUUGUUGCCAGAGAUCAUGCUUUCAUUUUCAUCAUCGUUCAACUGGUUGUUGCUUUCUUGGGGGUGCUUAUUUACAAAUUCUAUGGGGAUGAACUUAGAGAAAUGUUUGGUUAUGAACAACAUCCAUAUGGAUUUUAUACAAUGGCUGUUCUAGCCAUUAUUUUGGUGGGUUUGCUCUAUGGCUUCUUUAUAGCAAUAAUAUGUGGCCAACGAAUCAAUGAACGCCACUACCAUGUUCUUGCCAAACAAGAAUUGACAAAGGAAUAUGUGGUAGAAGAUCGAGAACAUGUAAAGAAUGUGCCCGAACUCGACCCCAGCCAUGUGACAGAACUAAGGAUGCUGGGCCUUUACUAG